Messenger RNA from Guyanagaster necrorhizus, 948 nucleotides. RefSeq names its product alpha/beta-hydrolase. The record is from RefSeq and is a predicted model, not a curated record. Gene Ontology annotation, molecular function: hydrolase activity. NCBI's taxonomy places the organism in Eukaryota, Fungi, Basidiomycota, Agaricomycetes, Agaricales, Physalacriaceae. The transcript is spliced from 3 exons. The coding region runs from base 1 to 948 and encodes 315 amino acids.
AUGGUCGUAUUCGAUGUCUUCCUGACGCAUGGCAAAGGGCUCCCCGCGCCAAGUUCUUUCAGCAACUAUGAAUCUUGGACCAAGGCGGCCGGCCUGGAACCCACCGUCGAAGAUCUUUGCAAUGGCGCCAAGCUCCUCUGGGUCGGACCAAAAAGCCUGGACAAGGUGUUUUUUUAUUGCCACGGAGGAGGUUACAAAAUUAGCCUGGGUGGAAAACAGCUAUCUUGGCUGCGUUACAUGCAACUAGAACUCGAAAAACGAGGUGUUAAUAUCGGUAUCGCCGUCGUUUCAUACAAUCUCCUCCCCAAUGCCGUUUUCCCCAGCCAAUUACGCGAAGCAACAGACGGUCUUAAGCGCCUCAUAUCAGCGGGUGUCUUACCGGAGAACAUCAUCAUCGGUGGUGACUCUGCAGGAGGGAACCUCACACUCCAGCUUCUCUCCCACAUACUCUAUCCCCUACACUCGAUAGAACCAGCCCCGGUCCGCUCGGACGCGCAUUUUCGCGGUCUACUCCUCGUUUCACCCUUUGUCGGAGCGAUGCAGGAUGCGCAGAUGCCUUUGUCACUCCUAGCUCCCCGACACGAGCGCGAUUUUAUCCCGGCGGAGUACCACAGUGGUGUUUGUCAGGAUCUUCUUAGGGAUGUCCCUCCAGAUGACAUUGCAUACGUGGAUGUUUUGGAGGGGCGAAAGGAGUGGUUCAAGCCUCUGAGUCAAACCGUUGGGCGCAUCCUCGUCACAGUGGGGGAAUGGGAUUUUCUUCGGGAGAAGGGUGAGCGGCUUUAUGAGGGGUAUUUGAAGCCCUUUCAUGGUGACAUCAGGUUCGUGCUGGAGAAGGAUGGGAUUCAUGUUACGCCGAUCUUUGAUUUUGUCGCGAAGGAGAAGCGGUUGAACGAGUUGACGCCCUUGAUGAUUGAGUGGUUGGCCGACACCAUGAAGGAGUCUCGGUGA